Messenger RNA from Lathyrus sativus (Indian pea), 1257 nucleotides. The record is from the annotation of a GenBank genome assembly. NCBI's taxonomy places the organism in Eukaryota, Viridiplantae, Streptophyta, Magnoliopsida, Fabales, Fabaceae.
AUGUCAAUGUUGUCUCUCAAGCCUUUGAUGGAUCGCAAGAUCCAAUCACUUUUUCCAAUUGUAUUGUAUUCAAUUCUAAUCUUAGCAGUUGCAAGGUUAGUCCUGGAUAACUUGAAGAGCAAGCAAAGCCAUGUUUUUCGACUAUAUGACAUGUCAUCCGGUGGAAAGAAUAGGUUACCAGUUGCCGUGUCACCAGAGGAUCGCAAUGCAGCGGAAUGCAAUGUAUUUGAAGGGACGUGGGUUUGGGAUAAUGUAUCUUAUCCUCUUUAUGAAGAAGAGAGUUGCCCUUACUUGGUCAAGCAGACCACUUGCAAGAAAAAUGGGAGACCUGAUUCUUUCUACAAGAAUUGGAGGUGGCAGCCUCAUGGAUGUAGUCUUCCAAGGUUUGAUCCUUUGAAGAUGUUACAUGUGUUGAGGAAUAAAAGAAUAAUGUUUAUUGGAGAUUCAUUACAAAGAAGCCAAUUUGAGUCUAUGAUCUGUUUGGUGCAAUCUGUAAUUCCUGAAGGAAAGAAAUCCCUCACAAGAAUUCCACCUAGGAAGAUCUUCAAAUCUGAGGAUUUCAAUGUAUCGAUCGAGUACUACUGGGCUCCAUUCCUGGUUGAAUCAAUUUCAGAUCAUGCAACAAAUCAUACAGUACAUAAAAGAAUGGUGAUGCUUGACUCAAUAGCUAAGCAUGGCAAACAUUGGCAAGGAGUUGACUUUUUGGUGUUCGAGAGCUAUGUUUGGUGGAUGCACAGCCCUUUCAUCAAUGCGACAUAUGGAUCACCAUACCAAGUUCAAGAAUAUAAUGUCACUACAGCUUACAAGUUGGCAUUGAAAACAUGGGCAAAUUGGUUAGAAUCGAAUAUUGAUCCGUAUACGCAGAAUGUCUUUUUCAUGAGUAUGUCUCCUACACAUUUAUGGAGCUGGGAAUGGAAUCCAGGGAGUGAUGAAAAUUGCUUCAAUGAAUCAUAUCCAAUCCAAGGUUCAUAUUGGGGUACAGGCUCAAAUCUUGAGAUUAUGAAGAUAUUACACGAUUCACUACAGAAACUGGAAAUAGAUGUCACCCUGUUGAACAUCACCCAGUUAUCAGAGUACAGAAAAGAUGCUCACACCUCAGUUUACGGCGAGCGAAAGGGCAAGCUCCUGACCAAAGAACAGAGAGCUAACCCGAAAUCUUUUGCUGAUUGUAUUCACUGGUGUUUACCUGGAGUUCCUGAUACAUGGAAUGAAAUACUAUAUUCAUAUCUGUUGAAGAAAUAUCAAAACUUUUCCUAA